Messenger RNA from Magallana angulata, 1158 nucleotides. RefSeq lists its product as uncharacterized. Gene Ontology annotation, cellular component: extracellular region. Gene Ontology annotation, molecular function: chitin binding. The transcript is spliced from 3 exons. Bases 86 to 637 code for a protein of 183 amino acids. The record is from RefSeq and is a predicted model, not a curated record. NCBI's taxonomy places the organism in Eukaryota, Metazoa, Mollusca, Bivalvia, Ostreida, Ostreidae.
UCUUCAUCCACCGAUUUCUUUUCCCGGAACGUUAGACCGUUUUACGUCCAAUCCUUCCAUCUGUUUUAAAACAUUGUUAACCGCCAUGGAAAUCCCUAGAAUUUACCAUCUUUUAGGUCUCGCUGUGACGUCAUUGUUGAGUUUUACCUCGAGUGUUGAGCAGACUGCCUUUGACCUCCACGUUCAGAAACUUUGCCAACACAACUCUUCCCUCGUUCUCCCCCACCCCCACGAAUGUCAACUGUAUUACGACUGUUCCACCAAGUACAACACCCUCCCUCCGAACUUCGUGCAGCACAUGAGGGAGUGUCCUUUUCCGGACCUCUUUUCUCUACAGACGUUGAGUUGUGAAGACUACAAAAACGUGAAAUGUGACGAGAGAGUUGAGUACACGACCGCAUGUGGAUACCGUGCGAAUCAAGUGAAUGUAUAUCACGUGAUGUGCACAAUCCAAGAUGUUAAGGGUCUGAAUGGCGGACAAGGAGUUGUUGCUCCGGGAAUUAUGGGAUUGUCUGAAAAUACAAAUCAGGAUAGGCAAAGCACUGGAUUUGUGAACCCAAAGAAAUUAACGGGCUCUAGGAUAUCACUUGAUGAACUGAAGAAAGAUUUAUGUAGCAAUAAAAUGCAAUUGAUUUGAUUAGAAUUUAAAUUCUAAAGAGGAGUUUACGGUCGACCUGAUGAAACUCGAAACCUUGCAUUAAAUUGAAAUGUCGAUCGAUAUCUGUGUGUGACUGUUGAUCUAUGAACGCCAAGUGGCGUAUCUCUAAACCAAUUAACUGCUACUUAGUGAUGGAAAUAUGCAAAUUUUUAUGCGUAAAUCUGUACAUUUGAUGCACUCUUUAUCUUUUUUAUUGCGAUUCCUUAUCAUAUAUACAUAUGUAAAUAUAUAUGUACCGAGGUUAAAAUCAUUACAGCAAGUAAUCAAAACCAUUUAUCGGCGAGCUUUAGUUCAUUUGGUUAUUUUUUUAAAAGCGUUAUAUACAGUGCGUUCAUCUUUUAAAAAGAAUUUGUCCUUUAACAUUUUUUAUUUCAAUUAUAAACUUUAACAAAUGCCGUUGGAGAUAAAAAUUUGUGUCAUGUAAAGGCUAAUGUGGUCCAUAUUUCUUUCAUAGAGGAAGGAACAUUGAUGUUUAUGUGACGAAACAUUACAGAGGCGAC